Messenger RNA from Venustampulla echinocandica, 747 nucleotides. RefSeq lists its product as uncharacterized. The transcript is spliced from 2 exons. The coding region runs from base 1 to 747 and encodes 248 amino acids. Lineage: Eukaryota; Fungi; Ascomycota; Leotiomycetes; Helotiales; Pleuroascaceae. The record is from RefSeq and is a predicted model, not a curated record.
AUGUUGAAUGACACAGUAGGGCAUAGAUUUUUGAUUAGGCUGCAUGGAGCUUUGAUCAGGUGGAUCAGGUAUGGAAAGAUAGGAGAUUCUCAAGCCGCUGGUCGCAAUGCUGGACCAGUACGCGCACUAUCUGCAGUUACUGAUAUGCCCACUCAACGUCUGGCGAUGACCCUCAUUUCGCGCCAUUCAACUCUUUCGGUUCGAACAGCUUUCCCCAGGACUUCGAAACAAGACGUAUUAAGCCAAGAAACAAACAGCUCUCUAAAGUCCGCUGGAGCCCUGCUAGGGAAAUCAACACUCGGCCCCUGUCAUACAAUUCGAUUAGAACAGACGCCCUCGCAUUCUGGCGUCUUUACGGGACAGGGGCACAGUGGGAUCUCCUCAUCUACGGCCGUCGGUCGCAGCUCCGAACUCUUCUCCAUUGUAUUUGCUGUGGUUAUUUCCCUGCCUGGGCUCUACCAAGCCAGUACCCUCGAGCUGCUAGCCGCGCGACUCGCCGGCAAUUCAAACCUUGUGCACAUCGACUGGGAGAAGGAAAUGGAGCUAGAUAACAUGACGUUCGGGUCACCACGUUCCGCGAAUGGACAAAAAACCCCAACUCGCAGUACAGAGGGAAUUUCCGUUCCCCUCAAGGGUCCGACAGGCUUCUUGGGAACUGCUAUUCUACGCCAGCUAGUUCAUCUUGCCCACAUCGCCCAUGACCACUGCGCAGCAAUCCGCGUCAAUGCCCAGGGCGAGCCUCGAUGA